Messenger RNA from Drosophila sulfurigaster albostrigata, 5231 nucleotides. RefSeq lists its product as uncharacterized. NCBI's taxonomy places the organism in Eukaryota, Metazoa, Arthropoda, Insecta, Diptera, Drosophilidae. The coding region runs from base 492 to 4508 and encodes 1338 amino acids. The transcript has 4 exons. The record is from RefSeq and is a predicted model, not a curated record. Gene Ontology annotation, molecular function: protein binding.
GACGUUCCGUUACACACAAUUAUAUUUUAAACAAAAUAUUUGUUGAAAUUACAUAAAAACAAAUAAUAUAAUAUAUAUGUGCUACGCAUGCGCUUAUAUAAAGGAGUGUAAAAUUCGAGAAGUUGCCAUGAGCUGGCCACGCUUUAAAACGAACAAGUUGUGCGUCGAUUUCAACUGCAAGGAAACGUUCCGCUUGAGCGCCCGCAGGCUCACCUGACGCACCUCCUCCCGCUCCCGCUCCCGCUUUGUUGGUCAACAAAGUGGUUGGUUGCUUACAACAACGCUGCAAGUGCAACGAAUAUUUAUUUACCAAAUGGUGGCCGUGCCGGCAACAUCAAUUUACAAAAAGCAUAAUAUAAAAACCAAAAAAAGGAAAAAAAAAGCAAGAAAUGUACAAAGUUGAAUACGAAAAUUGUGAUUGUGAUUGUGAUUGAAGCAAAAGAAGAAAAAAGUAGCGGUACAUUUUCCGUUAGCUGCAUAACAGUAAACGAAUGCUCAAAACUGAUGCACACCAAAUUGCCAGUGUUCCAAAAUCGAAACGAAACAAAAUGAAAGUAAAACAAAAGCCAACUGCUGCUGCGUCCGUCACCGCAGCCGCCGGCGUCGCAGUCCCUGGUAAACAGCGAAGCAAAGUGGAAGAAACAACAGCAAGGCCGCGUCUGGCGACGGCGGGGACACAAUGCGAACGCGAGCGUAAGCACGAAGCAGCGCGCAAAGAGAGAGAAGCGCAGGCGCAACUCAAACGCACAGCGACGUCAACGUCGACAGUGACGCAGGCAGCGCGGACUAGAACAAAGCCAAUGCGGCGCAGCGCAAGUGCAAGUAAAGCGACAGUGCGAGAGAGACAGACAACUGCUAAGAGCGCUGCUGCUGCUGGCAGCGCUGCAUCGAAUGAAGAGGAAGCAGCGCAGCUGCGACUGCAGCUGGAGCAUUUGGCGCAGCUGUCGCAGCGGGACUUUGAGCGCGAGUUCCGCAAGUGGAUGGCGCAAGAGGGGAUCGAGGGCAAGGUGCAGGCGCAGGUGCGCAUGGACUUGAUCAACAGCUUUAACAGCACAUCGCUGGGUAAACUGCUGCGCAAGGCAUCGGCAUCCGCUUGUGGCAUGCCACGCACACCCUUCGAAUUCAAAUCUCAGGAGCAGCCGACGGUGGACUGCGUGCCCAUGACGCUGGCGCUGCACACACUUGUGGCCGAGUUUCUCUACGCGCACAACUGCCACUACACGCUGUCCGUCUACUGCAGCGAGCUGCCGCCGCGUCACACGCUGCCCGACUUUGAGAGUCGCACAGCGUUUCGCUUCAAGCCCGAGGAACUGCAGCAGCUGCUCGUUGACACGCUUGGCGGAGGCGAGCAGCAUGAACAGCUGUGCCAAACGCUGCUGCGUCUCUACGACGAACAACAAAUCUCGCUGCUGCGCGCCUGCUUCCAGGUGCUUGUCGAGGCACAGCAGCGUGCUGUGAACUCGACGUUCACCAGCAGCCCGCUGGAGCAGCGCACGACGAUGACACAAACGCUGCCCACAGCUUGCCUCCCCACGCAGCCGAAUGUGGACACCAGCAAACUAUUCCCAGCCGGCGAACUUGUGAUUGCUGACAGCGAUGCGAGAAGCGUGUUCAUUGGUGCACGCGUCUCGCAAUCACUGCUGGGCGUGGAGCAGCAGCUGGGGCAGCUGAUGCACAACAUGGACAAGUUGUGGAAAUCGUGUGCGCCGCCUGUGGAGAUCAUUUCGCAGUCGGCAUUCGAGCAGUUGGUGCAGCGGGAGUUGCUUGAGCGCCAGCGGCUGCACAGCGUCGGGCAAACUUUGGAGCCUGGACAGACGGCGCUGCAAUUGCCGCAGUCGCAGUCGCAGCUGCAGCCACAACAGCAGCAGUCGAAGGAGCUUGUCGAUGCUGGGAAUACGGUGCAGUCGCCAGCUGGUCCCAUUCAGCUGCCUGCGGAGGCGGCAUCUGUGCCCAAGUUGCCGCAGCUGCAUAGCGAGCAGCUCGCCAGUCUGGCCAUGGUGCAACAGGCUCUGCAACAGUUGCAGCAACAAUUGCAACAACCACAGCAAAGCAUGCAGCUAACGCUGGACAGGAUGGAGACGUUGGUGGGCGAACUCGCCGGCUGCAUACAGACGCUGAGCAAUGUGCUCAAUCUGGCCAUGGAACAGGAGUAUGCUGUAGGCAGGCACAAAGGCUUCAAGCUCGGCUAUCGCGAGGGCUUUGCGCACGGGCACUUCAUGGGCAUACAGGAAGGCAUGCAAUCCGCCGAGCAGCAGCAACAGCAGCAGCAGAAAGUGGAGCAACCUAAGCCACCAUCACCAUCGCCACCGCCACGUCCGCAGCUUAAGGAUUCAUCGAGUCAAACGCCGCAGCCGCCAACGCCAGUGAAAGUCUCUAAACGUUCGGUGGCCAGUCAAACCCCACACAAGCGACAGCGACACCGGACCACAAGCAUGGAGCGGCAUCUGGAGGCGUUGCAACGUCAUGUUGCCAGCCAGACUGCUGCUGGUUGUCACGAGGGUCGCAGCUACGAGCAAUGGAUCUAUGAGAUGCUGCACAGCAGCAGCGGUCAGAUAUUUCUGGAGCGCGUCGAACUUUCGCUGAACAAGGCGCUGGAGCUGCAGAAGAAGCGACUCGAUGAGCUCUUCAAUGUGAAGCUGCGUCAUCAUGCCGAGAUGAUGCGUCUCAACAGCAGGCAAAGUUCCUGGCGCACACUGUGUCGCCAUGUGGAACGCGAUUCGCAGUCGAUGGAGGCACGCGAUCUGGUGCACAAGAUCUUUCGCCUCUUAGAACACUAUGAUCAUCAUCAUCAGCUGCUCGCCGAAAAGAUUCAGCAAACGGAAAAGGCCGCCGAGCAGGCAGCACGCAUUGAGCCGGUCUGGAAGGAUGCCAGCGCCCGGGUAACCGCAUGCAAUGUGACGCCCGCCUCCACGGCAACCAAAUCGACUCCAACGGUAGCAGAAGCAGCUUCGCUGGCCACAGCUGCCUCAAUGCCGAAGUCACUACAGGCCGCUUUCGUUGCAAGUUCACUGCCGCCCACGUCGAGUCAUCAAUUUGCCGCCAUUCCGGAUGCUUUUCACACUACGCUGCCAGCUGUUGAGCCAACUACAUUUCCCGCUGCCGCAGAGGCUGCUUCAAAUGGUGUAUCUGCAUUUCCGGCUGCUGCAGAGUCUGCUCCAAAUGUUGGCCCCGCAUCUCUGCCGAGUCUCGUUGCCAGCACUCUUCCAGGAAUUGCGCCCGCUCCGCUGCCAAGUGUUCUACCAGCUGUUCUCCCAGGUCCUCUGGCGAGUCAUCUCCAGGCCUUUCCAGCUGCCUCAGCGCCCGCUCCUGCGAUGACAAUGCCCACAUUAUUCACACAUUUUCUGCUGCCUUUUGCUGCGCCAGCGACUGAGCCAGCGGCCACAGCGCCAACAGCUGCUGCUGCCGCCAGCGAAUCUUCUGGACGUCCGCUGAUGCACAAUGUGUCCACAAAUACGCAGCGUGCCACCAAGGAGCGACCGCAGCCGGCGCCGAGCUUUAACGAAGCGCUGCUCAGUGCCAAAAAUCGCAUGCUGCAGCUGGAGCAGGAGAGCGAUCUGCUAGAGCAGAGCUUUCUGGGUUAUCUGGAGCGUGCGCGUACCCAGAAACAAAAGGUCCACAUCAGCGCCGGCUGUGCGCUGGAGCAGCAGCAAUUGCAUCGCACGCUCGACAACUUUCGUGAGUGGCAGCUGCGCAUGCGUAGAGAGGAUGCCUCAGCCACAGUUGCAGCAGCAGUUCCAACUCCAACUCAAGGACAACCAGUUGUGAUCUCGCCCAUUUACAGCGGCUCCGAGCUGGACACGGAUAGCUAUCAGUUCACCAAUGCGAUUGCGGUGGCGCGUCACAAACUGCUCUCGGAGUUGCAUGCUACAGCUGAGCCCAGGCCUCCGGCGACAACAGCGGAGAUUGUGAGUAGCAACAACAGAUUGCUCGUCGAUCAAGUGCAGGAUGAAACCCAGGAGCUGUUGAGUCGCGUCGAGGCGACACUGGCGCGUGUCUCGAAGCCGGCGAGCCUGCAACUGCUCACAGCGGAGUCACAAAUGCCGCUAGAGGAUCCACUCGAAGCUCUGAGCAGCAACACGCACUCGUCGCUGGAGCAGAUCGCAGCCAUAACGACGCCGCCAGCAAGUCGCAAGCUACAGCGUUCGAUGGCCAAGAUGCAGCUGCUCUUUGGCGAGCAGCAAACAACGACGACGAACCUCAAGCGUCCAUGGAGUGCGCCCAUCGUUCAGUUGAACCCGACUCAAUUGGCAACGCGACCUCACACAGCGCCCAGCAGCUUAACGGAUGCGCCAGCUGGAGCUGGUGGCGACAAUCUGCUGGGACUGCUCGAUGCACUCAGCGAUGUCGGCAGCAGCACUGGCAACAGCAGCAGCAGCAGCAAUCUAAUCAGCAGCAUGGGUCGCAAGUCUCCGGUUGCGUUUGCCGGCAUCUCUACUGCAUCGCAUGCCAGCUCCAGUGCGGGGACUUUGUCGCCCAGUCAAGAGUUCUGGAAGCGCAUGAAUAUGUGAACAAACUAAGUUGCAAAGUGAUUGAAAUAGUUCGAGUUCAACGUACUCUGCAAAUUAUCUUUAUUCCGGACACCUUGUCGCCCACUCAAGAGUUCUGGCAGCGCAUGAAUAUGUGAACAAACUAAGUUGCAAAGUGAUUGAACUAAUUCAACGUCCAACGUUCAACGUAUUCGUCCCCCACCACACUGUAAAUAAACAACGGCACAUAGACACAUGUAUAUAUGUAUAUAUCUUUAUUAGUUUUCAACUGUGGUACAGCAAAGCCUCUGGAUGGCGAACGAGCAUCAAAUGCAUACAUCUAAUAUAAGUAUACACAUAUAGAAGAAGUACAUCGACAUUUAACAUUUAGAGUGUUUGCUCAACUCCUGCUGUAGCUUCAAUCAAAUUCCCUACGUCUCAGAGAGGAUCUCUCACAUUAUGAUAGCAUAAUUUCAUCUCCAUCUCACCAAUCAUUAACAUCACACUCACACACACAAUUCAAAUCGCAGCAGUUGGAUUAAGUGUGCGGUAAGUUCACAAAUUUUCAUUCAUUUUAAUUAUCAUACACAUCAAUUUUGAAAUACGAAUGUGCGUUCAGGUGGGAAUUCUAUGUGUGUAUAAAUAGUUUUCUUUUGUCUUCUUUUUCCACCCUUGAGUGGAAAUUAUUUUCAUUGAUCCGUAUCACAAAUUAUUUGGCAGGUAUUCCAUAAAUUUUGUAAAAGAUUUUCCUGGUUGGAAAAUGUA